CGGGGACGCCGGAGUGGUGGAGCCAUCCAGGACGCGGGCGCUGAAUAACCCAUCAUCCUUGGCAGCCUUGCGUCAUCGGCCCGCGCUUUCGGUUAUCCAUCACGAGCGCGCCACGGGCUCGCAGCACUUCCGUCGCCAACAUGAGCGGCCUCAGAGAUAUCGCCAAAGGCGGCUGGCACUCCAAAGGGAAAGACGGCGGAAAGGAGAGCUGGAGGGGCGACUUCAAGGGCGUCAACACAGUGGCAGGAUGGAUGGGCAAAGGAAAGGACCCGAAUGAGGCUGCGCGCGAGCACCAGUCUGCCCCACUGGCCACCCUGAAAGACCCUGCGUCAUUUGGUCCUCCUCCUAAACGCGUAGCCUACGGAGCGGCAGCGGCUUCUCCGAGCGCAAGCUCGACAUCUGCGGAUACGGGCGGACUUGGAGCACCUGUCCAAGGCUCCGCAAGGCAAAGAUUGCAGGAGGCACAGGAAGCACAAGCAAGAGAAGAAGAGGCGCACAAGCCGCCGCCGGGGCCAUACAAAGCAGACACAACGGGACUUAGCACUGCGCAUCUCCCCAAGCCGCCCGCGUUUAGGCCGGGUUCGGCGGUGGCAUCUCCGACUACAACAGGGCCUUCAAAUCCCAAACCGAGACUCCCUCCCAGGCUACCUCCGCGACAGAACUCACAUCCCGAUGCCAGUGCCCCAGAGCCGCCCCCUCCGUACAGCGAGACGUCGCGGGAUAAUACCACGUCACAAGGAUAUCUCAAUCAGGGCGCGCUCAACCGACUAGGGCGGGCAGGCGUAUCUGUCCCUGGCUUGAAUAUUGCUCGCAAUGCUUCGCCGCCGGUGCCGCCUCGCCAAAAAACACCACCGAAUGCGCCUGCUUUCGCAACGGCAGACGCAAGUCAAGGGUCGCAGCUGAGCGAAUUGCAAUCUAGAUUUGCCAAGAUGUCGACGCCAUCGUCCGAGGCUCCUGUGACUGGUACUACUUGGGCGCAGAAACAAGCAGCGCUGAAGACUGCUGGUAACUUGCGCGACGACCCCUCCAAAGUGUCCAUGACAGACAUGAGGAGUGCAGCGUCGACGGCGAACAACUUCCGUGAGAGACAUGGAGAACAAGCGGCGGCAGGAUGGCGAGCAGCAAGCGGCCUCAACCAGAAAUAUGGCCUUAGCGACAGGUUCAACACUGCAGCUUCGCAAUCGACCUCAUCUCCUCCCCCGCAGUCUCCGACGCAGAGCGGGAUUGGUAAGAAGGCACCCCCUCCGCCGCCUCCGAAGAAGAAAGAUAUCACGACAAGCCCUACGAGCCCUACGAGUCCUGGUAAACCCCCGCCGGUACCUCUGGGAAGCAAACCAAAGUUUUAAGCAAUCAAAUCCCUGUAAUGGUUCACGUGUCCUUAUCCUGCAUGCUUGCGCUCCCGUUGAUUAAGCUGUUGAGGUGCUGCCACGAAAUG
This is a messenger RNA of Trematosphaeria pertusa, 1435 nucleotides long. RefSeq lists its product as uncharacterized. The record is from RefSeq and is a predicted model, not a curated record. Bases 141 to 1346 code for a protein of 401 amino acids. The transcript has 2 exons. Lineage: Eukaryota; Fungi; Ascomycota; Dothideomycetes; Pleosporales; Trematosphaeriaceae.